Anastrepha obliqua is the source of this 1744-nucleotide messenger RNA. RefSeq lists its product as uncharacterized. The transcript has 10 exons. Lineage: Eukaryota; Metazoa; Arthropoda; Insecta; Diptera; Tephritidae. The record is from RefSeq and is a predicted model, not a curated record. The coding region runs from base 260 to 1471 and encodes 403 amino acids.
GCUGCUGCUGAUCGUUCGCCAACAAAAUAGAACGCGACCAGUCUUCGUUCAAACGCUAACCGUAGUGGUUUGUAAGUUCGCUUGCUAAAAUCGAAACGAAAGAGUUCUUAGUACUGAGUGACAUUUUUAACGUGCGAUCGGAAGUCGUCUCUCAGUCGCUGAAGUUAAUGUUUACGUUGUGUGUGUUUAUGAGCGCACGUUCAAGGUGAGUGAAAAGCUGGCUUUUUAAGAAAGCAUUUGUGAAUACACAAUACGAAACAUGAACUGGCUGCAACUCGUAACGAUAGCAGCUUUUUUGGCUGUUGGUAGCGUAAAUGCGUUAUCUCUGGACCCAGUGGCUUCCACUGAGCUGGAGCAGUACAUAAAAAAGGGUGACUGUGUGAUAUCAAUGCGUCACAUACGUCCUCGUCGCAAACUACACAUAUCAAUCGAAGCGCUUUUCAUGAUCGAUUUCCCCACACUGAAGCAUAAAUUAUCCUUUUUCCUCGAUCGCAUGCAUCAACGCGUCACCUUGGACGUAACGGCGAAUGGUGUCACCGAAUCGAAACACUUCGAGUUGCCCAACACCAAUGAAACCAGCACAAUUCGAUCAUUGGCCUUGCAUUUCCAUAAGAAUCGCAUAGUCAUGCUGGUGGACUGCAGGGAGAGUUCGGCGCAUGAGUUAGACAUCAGUCUGGCAGAGCUCUAUGCGCAAAUGGAUACAGAUCCGGUUAUAAAGCUGUUUCGGGAGCGCAAGUAUCCUUUGUAUUUUGAUGGGCAGCUGGAGCCGGCGCUGCAGCGCACCAAUUGCCAAAAGGGCGUGCACAAGCGUAAUAAAGUUCAUAUGAUGCGGACGCAAGUGGCGGAACGUGAGAAGAAUAAGAAACGCGAUGUACGCAAUUGGUUCAACGCCGAUUCCAGCGAUAAACAUCACGAAGAGGAACGCAUUCCAAUUGAGGUUGAGCAGCGUGGCGACAUUCCUGUGUUGCAUGGCGAUUGUGAAGACGCCCUCGCAAAAUCGCUGAGCGACCUAAUGGAAUUGGUGAAACUUUUGCGCGAAGAUAUUGCCAACCAGCGCCAGGAGAUUGCCUACCUACGUCGAUUACUCGAGAAUUGUGCCGGUUGCAAGCAGCCGAGUAGCAUCAGCAAUUUGCGCAUUGAACCAACAUGCCGCACCGCCAAUCCCUGCUAUCCAGGUGUUGAGUGCCGUGAAAUGCCCGCCGGCCUUAGAUGUGGUCGCUGCCCGAUGGGUCUCGUAGGCGAUGGCAAGAUCUGUAAGCCGGGCCUCACUUGUGCUGAUCGACCUUGUUUCAUUGGCGUACAGUGUCGUGACACGCUAAAUGGUGCCCAGUGCGAUUCUUGCCCAAUUGGAUACGAUGGUGAUGGUCGUUCGUGCACAAUACGUUCAGCCAAUCUCAUAGUGCCCUCCCACAACGUUCAACACUACCAACGCCAAUACACCGCACGCAAAUACUCUGUAAUUAGCUCCUGAAGGCAAUCGAACGAAAACUAUAUGAAGUCAGCACUUAGCAGCUCACGCAUACAUACAAAUGCGUAAUAGUGUGUAUGUGUGUGUAUUAAUUUUAGUCAUUUAUGAUCAAUAAUUGCAAUAUCACUUGCCUUAACCUAAAUAUUUAUACUUUUGUUCAAGUAUUAUUAAAUCCAAAAAGCGUAAAAUGUUAAUGCAAUAUUUUCUUUGUACAAUUUUAAAAAACCUCUAACCAGUUAACUAAAUUGCGAAACUGUAAACUAAAAAUAAAUGCGA